AUGCCCAGGUUCAACCAGUCCAACCCUAUGACCUUCACCCUGAAGGGCAUCCCCGGCCUGGAGGACCUGUACCUGUGGCUUUCCCUGCCCUUCUCCUUUAUGUUCGUGGCCAUUCUCCUGGGCAACAGCGCCAUCCUGUUCCUGCUGGCAAUGGAGUCUGCCCUGGACAAGCCCAUGUACCACCUACUGGCCAUGCUUUUGCUAGCUGACCUGGUCUCCACCCUUUCCAUGAUGCCCCAGGUCCUCAGCCUCCUCUGGUUUGGCAUCCAGGACAUCAGCCUGGAUGCCUGCUUGCUCCAGAUGUUCUUCAUCUACGGCACCUCAGUGGUGCGCUCCGCCGUGCUGGUGGCCAUGGCCUUCGACCGCUACGUGGCCAUUUGCAACCCCCUGCACUACACAACUGUGCUCACUGGCUCCCUGGUGCGCUGUCUGGGGAUGAUGGCGCUGGCCAAAGGGGUGGUUUUGAUUCUGCCUGUCCCCCUGCUGCUCAGACAGCUGACCUUCUGCCGGACAGUCAUCGCCCACACCUACUGCGAUCACAUGGCCAUGGUCAAGAUGGCCUGUGAGCACACCGGGCCCAACCGUGUCUACGGCCUCUGUGUGGUCGUCCUGGUGGGGGGCCUUGAUUGUUUGCUCAUUGGGUCCUCCUAUGCCCUGAUCCUGUGGGCUGUGUUGCGGUUGUCUUCCCGUAGAGCCCGCUUCCGUGCCCUCAGCACCUGCUCCUCCCAUCUCUCGGUCGUUCUCAUCGCCUAUGGCCCUGGCCUCUUCUCUGCACUCGUCCACCGCUUUGGCCACGCCAUCCCGGUCCACAUCCACAUCCUCCUGGCCAACCUCUACCUCCUUAUCCCCUCUCUGUUUAACCCAGUCAUCUUUGGGGUGAGGACCAAGGAGAUUCGGGACAUGGUCAUCAAGCAUCUAAAUUGCUGCGCUGGGACACGAGCCCAGUAG
This is a messenger RNA of Tachyglossus aculeatus (Australian echidna), 948 nucleotides long. RefSeq names its product putative olfactory receptor 52P1. Gene Ontology annotation, biological process: G protein-coupled receptor signaling pathway. The record is from RefSeq and is a predicted model, not a curated record. The transcript has a single exon. Lineage: Eukaryota; Metazoa; Chordata; Mammalia; Monotremata; Tachyglossidae. Bases 1 to 948 code for a protein of 315 amino acids. Gene Ontology annotation, cellular component: membrane. Gene Ontology annotation, molecular function: G protein-coupled receptor activity; olfactory receptor activity.